Molecule: messenger RNA, 852 nt
Organism: Hordeum vulgare subsp. vulgare (domesticated barley)
Lineage: Eukaryota; Viridiplantae; Streptophyta; Magnoliopsida; Poales; Poaceae
Product: DNA (cytosine-5)-methyltransferase DRM2-like
Exons: 2
Coding region: 1-852 (283 amino acids)
Cellular component (GO): nucleus
Molecular function (GO): DNA (cytosine-5-)-methyltransferase activity
Source: RefSeq, a predicted model, not a curated record
AUGGGUGAAGAUGGCGACGAUGGCGAGUUUUUGGGCCGUCCCGGUGAGCUGGCCCCGGAACGGACGGAUCCGGCCGCGGCGGACCUCCUGGACGUUCUUUCACGCGACGAGGAUCAUGGUGCCCGCGACAACAAGGUCAUUCAUGGCGACAGGAGCUCGGGGUUGCUGACGAGUGUGGCAAGUGCAAAGCUGACAGAACGGAUCGAGUAUGCUCUUGCAAGCUCAGGCAGUCUACCAUCUGCAAGUGUUCAGAAGUAUGUCACGGAUGAAUGCAGGAAAUGGAAUCUUGUUUGGAUUGGAAAGAACAAGGUUGCGCCUUUGGAGCCUCAUGAGAUGGAGUGUCUACUUGGUUUCCCAAGAGACCACACGAGGGGAGUCUGCAAGAUGGAGAGGUACAAAGCUCUUGGCAACUCAUUUCAAGUGGAUACAGUUGCUUACCACUUGUCAGUGCUGAGGGACACGUUUCCCGAUGGUAUAAAUGUGCUGUCCUUAUUCACAGGUAUUGGAGGAGGAGAAGUAGCCCUGCACAAGCUUGGGGUCCACAUGAAAACAGUGGUUUCUGUUGAGAUUUCGGAAGUGAACAGGAGGAUUUUCAGAGGUUGGUGGAAUCAGAAUCAAACGGGUGGCAGUCUGAUUGAGAUUCCAGAUGUGGAAACUCUCACUAAUGAUACAAUCGAGUCAUUUACUAGAAGAUUGGGUGGCUUUGACUUGAUAAUUGGAGGCAGCCCAUGCAACAAUCUUACCGGCAGCAACCGGCUCCACCGUGAUGGUUUACAGGGCGAGCAAUCUGCUCUGUUUUACGAGUACUCAAGAAUACUGAAUGUUGUCAAGUCUGUUAUGGCGAGGAUGUAG